CUCUAUUCUCCCCGUCCCAUCCCAUCCCAUCCCAUCAUCACCGCCCUCGCACCCUCUCACCCCAUCCCUACUCCUAUCUUGACAAUUGAACCCUCAGACCCUUGGCGCCGCCAGAACCGCGCGAGAACCCUUUUCUUUCACUGCCCCCCUGGUCAUCGCCAUCACGGUUGCGCCCGGGUGCACGCGCUGUUACCCUCCGAGACCCAUACGCCGCCGCGACCCGCGACCGCCGCGACCGCCGCAACUCCUGAAAAAGAGGCCGGCCAGGGCGAGCACCAGCGUCAGCAACAGCUCUUCAUCCUCUUUCUCGUCACCUCACAGCGACACAACGCGCAACCUCGCCAUCCUCGCCUCUCUCUGCAACCCAUGCUGAGCUCCUGAGCUUGCACGCACGCACGCACACGCCAUGCCUUCUUCGCCUUCAACGGGCAAGCGGCCGCUCUCUAACGUGGCGGCCGCCAACAAGGCAGCGUCAUCGAGCAAGCUGGUCACGCCGCCCCCGGCCGAGGAUGCAGACGAUUCCAUGUACUCGGACAGCGGCAGCGGCAGCGACUCCGACGAGGACGACGAAGCUGCGAACCUCGAAAUGGACGGCCAAGAUCUCUGGACACAAAAUUACUGUUCCGUCUGCGAUUGCCUCAUCGAGCCUGGCCAAGGCGUUGGGCCGCGUAGAGAGGGAGACGAUGAGCCGCCCAAGACGUCGCCCAGUGCUAGUAGCGCCGCCACUCCUACGGCUCCUCAGUCGCCGCCCCUGAUGAGGAGCAAAGCGGGUACGAUCAAGGGACGGCCCGCGAAACGAAAUGGGAGCAGCGCACGGCUCAAUGCGCUGAGCGAUCUCAAGCCGACGACGAAGAUCACCGGGCAAAAGGACGCAACGUCUGCAACGUCGGCAAAGAUGUCUCGACGCAGCUCGAAUACCAGCACGGCAAGCAGCACCCAAUCGACGGGCAGCGAGUCGCCCAACAAGCUGCAGCGCACAAAGAAGGGCGGGCUACUCGGCUCGCUCACGCCUGCGGCACUUCGUCAGCAACAGGAAGAGCUCCUCAAGGCCAACGCCCCUCCUGCCCUCUACUGCUCGGAGCGAUGUCGCACCAUCGACGAGCAGCAACAGCGUCAGCUGAGCGCGCGGGGAGCACAAGAAUUGGAUCUCUACACGUCUCAAGCCGGCACCCUGCCCGGCGUGUACGCAUCGGACGCACCUGCACGCCCCUGGCCCCGUACACCCAGCAUGACCUCCCUACCAGCCGCAACCGCCGCCGCUUACCUGGCCGCAGCAAACAACCGCACGCCCGAGAGCGACUACGGAGGACCGUGCAUGUGUGCCGACUGCAUGGACAAGACGAGCGCGAGCGGAACCGUACCCAGCGGAGCGAGCGAUACGACGGAGAGCAGCGGCGGCUACCCGUAUACGCGCAGGGCGACGGGCAAGCAGCGUUCCCAGUCGGGGCGACUCCUUACACCACGCGACCUCUACCCGCGCGACGAGGGCGGCGAUCAGGACGGCUAUUUCCCCAGAGUGUCGAGGAGUAAGGCUAGGACUUUCUCGCUGGAGAGCGGCGAGCGAGCUGCGUCGGCCGUGAGCGAGGAGAGCAGUACGCAUAGCAGCGGCUCAUACGCCAGUCUGUGGGAACCGCGCAUCCGUCGUGCCAACAAGGAGCAGCAGCAUCAAUCUGAGCCGGACACUCUGCGCCUGCUUCGCCGCGCCUCCCCUUCGGUCGACGUCGUGACUAGCAGUCCGGGCGGGACGAAGCUGGCCUUUGGGACCAGCAUGACGAGCGAGAGGACGCUGGGUACGAGUGCCAAUACGCUGGUGCACCCGGACCAGCAGCAGGAGCGUGCAGGGCACAGGAAAGCUCGAUCUUUGGCGGUGAUGACGGGUGAGCAGCAGCAGCAGCAACGCGAGGCGGCGGGCGUGGAUACAUUGACGGCCGAGCGGCUGAGCAAGAGCUAUGCGAGCGAUGCGGGCAUAGACGCCAUGGCCACGCUGCGCGCUGCGCGAGACAGUCGCGGAGGAGGGGAGGACUCGCGCAGGCACUCUACGGCAUCGACGAGCGGAUGGUUGCGCAGCUUAAGCUCGGCUUGGACGACAUUACGCAGCGCAAGUAGCACGACGAGCGUACCGCAGCUGCUCCUACCGGGCGGCGAGGCGGAUCAAUCGCGCAGCGACCUCAACAGCCCGAGUGUCUCUUCCGCCAUCACCUCGGCGUCGUCGCGAGGCUCCCGCUCGCCUCGCUCGCCGCGCUCGCCACGAUCCGAAGAUGGCAGCAAUGCGUUGUCUCGCUCCGCAGCUUCGGAGAGCUUGUCGCGCGUGCUGAGCUCGACGCACCUCGCCAGUCCCGUAGCCCGUCCAGGCGCCAGUCGCGGUCACGUUCCCGCUUUUGCGAGCGAGAUUGGGCGGGGCGAGAUACCAGGAGAUGCGGGCGGCGGGGACGCGGGUGGGGACGCAGGAGAGGAAGCGGGCGAGCACGAAGAGCUACAACGUUGUCGCCGCCGUCGCAAGGCAGAGCAUCGCCAUCAACGCAGCAAAGACGUGACCGUGCUGCCUCCUCUCCUCGCACCGAGCAAUCGAUCCAGCACAGCCCUCUCUGCGCAGCAUCGCGCCAACAGCUACGCCAACCUGACGACGAGUCGCAACCGCAGCCAGUCGGGAUCGCGAGGCGCAAACUCACGAGGCGCAAAUUUUACCGUAGGAAGUGCAGGAUCCUAUCGCGACACGCACCAGCACGCAACGCCACCGACACCUACGAGUGCCACGGGUGUUGGCGGUGGGGAUGAGUCGAUGCGCUCCCCUUUGCCUCGUACCGCAAGUCAGCAAGACGUGGUGUAUCGUCCCAGCAUGAGCCCACGAAGGUCAGGAGGACUGCUAGGCGCUAUGACCCCUAUUACGGCGGCUCCCGCUCCACGCCACCAUCACGUUCACCACGCGCAUCGACCUCACGCCGCUCCUCGCACCAGCGCGAGUGGGCAUCGCCUCAGCACGGGCAGCAGCGGCGGCGGCGGUGGCGGCGGGCAUGCGCUGGGCCAUGUGGGAAUGCUCGGUCACCACCCGCAUGGCUCCAACCCCGCGUACGGGCGACACAAUACCAUGCCUGUGCGCACCAGCACGCCCAUCGUCCCCGAGCACGGCGGAGAGAUGAGCGCAGAGGCACUCACGGCUGUGGUGCCCGAUCCGCUCGUGAGGCCCCAGAGUGCCAUGAGCCAGCGUCACCUCCGCGCCUCGUACAUUGCGCGCCCACGCAGCUCGGCGGCGCAUCGGCCCGUGAUCGAGGCGCGUCAGCCUCACGUCGUCGAGUCGCCUGCCCCUCCUCAUCGCGGCUGGUCGUACGACAACCUGGCGGGUGCGGGUGCCGGGGCUGCGAAUGCGAGCAAUGCCAAGACGUACCACGUCCUUCAGGUGCCACAUCGUCGCGAGACGCACGAUCGGUACGACGAUGCGUACGGGCAAGGGGGAGCGAUGCUCGAGUUGAUUGGGGGCAAGGAGCUCGCUGAUAGCGCGGCCGAGGCUCAGAGGCAGAGGAGGGAGAGCGAUGCGGGUGCGGCGCCCGGAGAGGGGGGCGGGAGCGGGAGGAGGAAGCAGUUGUUCCAUUUUGGGGCGUAGGCGAGCGAGAGGGGAGAAGCGACGAAGAGAGUGUGUAUAUAUCGACGAGAGAGACGAGCAUCCCCCCCGCCACGACAUCUGGACCAUCUUUUUCUCCCAUCAGUCACCACAUCAUCAUGCCCUGCGGCCCUAAUGCUUCUUUCAUAUGUACUAGCAUAUCAUUGAGAGAGCGCGAACUUUCUCACAGUAGUAAUCUUCAUGAUGCCGAGUCACCAUC
Molecule: messenger RNA, 3815 nt
Organism: Jaminaea rosea
Lineage: Eukaryota; Fungi; Basidiomycota; Exobasidiomycetes; Microstromatales
Exons: 1
Coding region: 407-3598 (1063 amino acids)
Source: RefSeq, a predicted model, not a curated record